Messenger RNA from Mus caroli (Ryukyu mouse), 3070 nucleotides. RefSeq names its product protein geranylgeranyltransferase type I subunit beta (gene Pggt1b). Gene Ontology annotation, biological process: protein geranylgeranylation. Gene Ontology annotation, cellular component: CAAX-protein geranylgeranyltransferase complex. The record is from RefSeq and is a predicted model, not a curated record. Lineage: Eukaryota; Metazoa; Chordata; Mammalia; Rodentia; Muridae. Gene Ontology annotation, molecular function: CAAX-protein geranylgeranyltransferase activity.
GCGGUGGGUGUCACUUCCGGAGCAGCAUGGCCGCCACCGAGGACGACAGGCUGGCGGGGAGCGGAGAAGGAGAACGGCUGGAUUUCCUGCGGGACCGGCACGUGCGGUUCUUCCAGCGCUGCCUCCAGGUCUUGCCGGAGCGGUAUUCCUCGCUGGAGACCAGCAGGUUGACAAUUGCCUUUUUUGCACUCUCUGGGCUGGAUAUGCUGGACUCCUUGGAUGUGGUGAACAAAGACGAUAUAAUAGAGUGGAUCUACUCCCUGCAGGUUCUUCCCACAGAAGACAGGUCAAAUCUGAGUCGCUGUGGUUUCCGAGGUUCUUCAUACCUGGGUAUUCCAUUCAAUCCAUCAAAGAAUCCAGGAGCAGCUCAUCCUUACGACAGUGGACACAUAGCGAUGACGUACACGGGGCUUUCCUGUCUGAUUAUCCUUGGAGACGACUUAGGCCGAGUGGAUAAAGAAGCUUGCUUAGCAGGCUUGAGAGCACUUCAGCUGGAAGAUGGGAGCUUCUGCGCUGUUCCUGAAGGCAGUGAGAAUGACAUGAGGUUUGUGUACUGUGCAUCCUGCAUUUGCUAUAUGCUCAACAACUGGUCGGGCAUGGAUAUGAAGAAAGCCAUCAGCUACAUUAGAAGAAGUAUGUCCUAUGACAAUGGGCUGGCACAGGGAGCAGGCCUUGAGUCUCAUGGAGGAUCCACCUUCUGUGGCAUUGCGUCACUGUGCCUGAUGGGUAAACUGGAAGAAGUUUUUUCAGAGAAAGAACUGAACAGGAUAAAGAGGUGGUGCAUAAUGAGGCAGCAGAACGGGUACCACGGAAGGCCUAACAAGCCCGUCGACACCUGCUACUCCUUCUGGGUGGGCGCAACACUGAAGCUUUUGAAAAUUUUCCAGUACACUAACUUUGAGAAGAAUAGGAACUACAUCUUAUCAACUCAAGAUCGCCUUGUUGGGGGAUUUGCUAAAUGGCCAGACAGUCAUCCAGAUGCUUUGCACGCAUACUUCGGGAUCUGCGGCCUGUCACUCAUGGAGGAGAGUGGGAUUUGUAAAGUGCAUCCUGCUCUGAAUGUAAGCACACGGACUUCUGAGCGCCUCCGUGAUCUCCAUCAAAGCUGGAAGACCAAGGACUCCAAACAGUGCUCAGACAAUGUCCACAUUGCCACCUGACUAACCCUGGGGUAUUGGUUUUGUAGCAUAAGUGUAGCUCAAGGUUAAAAGCCAUGUGUAACCAAGUGUGCUCUUCUUUAAGGGGUAGUUUUAAAAGUCAAAAGCUUGUACUGCUAAUACUUCAGCAUGGGCUCUUGAGCCAGUAACCACUGUACUGGACUUCAAGAAAAUUCUUGUUGAAGUUUGAACAUUAGCAGGACUCUGGUAUGGUUCUUAACUGUUUAUGUUGUGUUUCUGAGACGUUUCAUGGGGCAGAUUGACUAUAUGUUUGUAGGUUAUCUUCUUAAAACCCUCAGUACAAGUUCUGGCUUACAAAAUGGACACAAAUCUUCAAAACAAGUUUACACUUCAUAUGGCAUUGAUAAUCUUCAGUGAGCAUUUAAUGUUCACUUAAAAAAUCUCUACUGCUGAUGGUAAGAAAUUUGUUUAUUGAAUUAAGUAUCUGGGAUUAUUCUUUAAAAAUUGACAGUCUCAUAAUUUUCUUAAAGAAUAACAUAUUUUGUGUUAUUCUUAAGGUGUGCCAACUAAACAUGUGUAAUGUAUACAAAUACAAAUGAAAAGUCCAUAUAAGAAAAAAGUAGGCUUAACUAAUACUAUAGUUUUCUAAAGGGAGAGUAUUAUCUAAGUGAGGGAGAAGUAAUGAGCUGUUUAAUUAUGAAUGAAAAAGUUAUGUCUUUAUUAGAGAUUCCUUAGGUGAAUACCUGCUGUGUUUUGUUUUAAUCCCAAAUCAUUGACUGCCAUUUGUCUGGGGCAAGGGAAGAAACAAUCUUCGCUCUCUAGAGAAAGACAUUCAGUGUUUUAUUCUUCUGAGAAACUAUAAAUUAUACUUGUAUGGCUAUAGCUGAGUUCUUUUUAGUUGCUUAAAAAUUUUUUUUUCCUCCCAGUGUUUUGUGGCCAUUAUAGUUAACUGUUUUAUUUCCCAUCUACCAGGUUGAGCAUCCUUAAUCCAAAAUCCAAUAUCUGGGUCAGGCAUAGUGCCAUAUGCAUUUAGUCCUAGUACUCAGGAGGUAGAGGCAACCAGAUCUGUUUGAGAUCAAGGCCAGUCUGGUCUACAGAGUGAGUUCCAGGCCAGCCAGAGCUAUAUAAUCAGACCCUGUCUCAAAAAAACAAAACAAAAUAAAACAAAACAAUAACAACAACAAUAAUAAAAUCCAGUAUCUGAAGUGCUCCAGAAUCCAAAAUUUUAAACUUGACAGCGUGACACAAUUGGAAAAUUUCACUCUUUAUAUGAUAGGUCACAGGUAAAUUUCAGAGACACUGUAAAUAGUGUAUAAAAUUACUUGAAACUAAUGAAUACAGUGUAUGAAGUAAGUACAUUCCAUAUUUAGACCCGGACGUGUAUAUGCAGAAUCUGAAAACAGAAUCUAAACUCUGGAACAUUCCUGUUGGUCCCACGCAUUUGGAUAGUGAUACUCAGCCUGUAAACACUUUUCUAAUGUUCUUAAGUUUGGUAAAUCUGUAAAUAUAAACAGAGCCACUGGAGUAUACAUACUCAUUUAUAUUUUUAUAUUUUUGGCUAAGCGGGGGUGGAGGGAAAUAUAUUCAUUUUGAGGGAUAAACUAGGGUUUUACUUACUCGUUGUCGUCUUGUUUUAUUGUCUUAGUUCUAUGAACUAACAACCAAAUGGAGAUGGUGUAAAACCUUUGUUAGCAACCAACAUGUCACAUUAAAUUACAUCUAUGACUUGGUGACAAGAAGGAAAUUUUUUCAAUAGAGGAAAUGGGUGUGUUAGUUUUGGUAGUAAUCAGAGUUGUACUAAUCAACAGACAUCAUUGUAAAAGCUAAAUUACUAGUGUCCAUGGGUAGAUAAUAGCAUUUUCAUUUAUUUCCUAAAUUAAAGAGAUAUUUCCUACAUAACAGUUCUUCUAAAGGGAAACCUGGCAUAUGAUUAAAAAAUACAUCUCUUGUCA